AUGUCAAAUGAAACAUCAUCAUCGACAAAUAGUAUCGAAACUUCUCUCACACGUACUAUUAAAUUGAUACUCUUCGCAAUUCCAUUAGGGCCAUCACUUCUAUGUUCACUUCAUAUCAUGAUAUGUAUUGCACGUAAACAUAAACUACGUCAUCGUACGAAUCAUGUUAUGAUCUGCAUUAUUAUUGUUGAUUUUAUUGAACUUACAUACGAUCUUGCAGCCAUAACCAUGCCUUACUUGAAAACCGGACGUAUCUACAAUUUAUCAUUGUGCUUGUACUGGGUCACAGGUAACUAUGCAUUACAGGGCAUUUCAGCUUGGUUGAUGGCAUGGGCAUCUAUUGAUCGAUAUCUUCUAAUAUUCUAUCAUCGCUUAUUAAGUACGUUUACCAGGUGUGACUUACCGCUCAUAAUUAUCCAUGGCUUCGUUGUUCUUUGGUAUGUUAUCGUCACGAUUACUCAUCCGUGUACUGAAAAUUGGUUCGAUGAAACGCGAUUUCUAUGUGGAGGACCAUGUUUUAACAUAAACUCAAUAAUAGCGACGACGGAUUGGAUUCUCCUUGUUCUCAUACCUGCAAUGAUAAUCAUUAUCGUCAACUUACUUCUUCUAGUAAGAAUUCUUGUGCAGAAACUUUGGCUUCGAUCAAGUUUUAAAAAUCGACGAUUGCAAUGGCGUAAAACAGCGAACUUACUUAUCCAGUUACUUGGUAUCACUAUCGUAUUCCUUAUUACACAAGUCCCUUUAGCUAUUCUCUGCUUGGUACAAAUAUUCCUAGUGCCGGAUUUUCUCAUCGACGUCUCACAUAUUUGGCUCUACUAUAUGCCUUACUUUAUUUAUAUAACUACACCAUUUGCCUAUAUUGUUACAACGAAAGAAUGUCGCACAAGAACAUUCAGACAACAACAGCAUCGUAUAUAUCCUAUACAUAGAUGA
Adineta ricciae is the source of this 933-nucleotide messenger RNA. Lineage: Eukaryota; Metazoa; Rotifera; Eurotatoria; Adinetida; Adinetidae. The record is from the annotation of a GenBank genome assembly.